CAGCUUCUGAGGAUCGAGGAGGAGCUGGGCGACGCUGCGGUGUAUGCUGGCCUCAAGUUCGCCUGACUUCCAUCAAAGUGUAAUCAUGUUGUACAUAGUACACUGUUCUCCAUCGGCGUCGACUCCCAAGCAGCUGGCAUGACGAGCACUGCACAAGGUCCCUGCUGCCUGCUGACUGUCAAUGGCUCCCUUCCCUGCUGCAGGAGGAGAAAUUCAUUCUCAGAUCACAAGAACCACAGAACAGCAAGGGUGAUAUUCAGGUUGACAUAUUUCCAUAGACAAUCUAACCUGUACAGGGAUGAGUAAGAGAUGAAAAACUUCAAUUGAAAGCACCGCAAAGGGACACCUCGAGAAACUGCCCAAGCAUGGAGCUCUCUCCAUGGCUCGUCUUGUUUGGCGCUCUUGUGCAGGCUUCUGUCAUCCUGGCUGACACAAAUGCGCAAGACACUGCUGGCCUCACCGGGAUCGCAGCUUCCUGGGACACCAAACCAUCAAACUGGGAUGGCAAUGAUCCAUGCGGCGACAAGUGGAUCGGGAUAAUGUGCAUCCAGGACCGGGUCACAUCCAUAAGACUGUCAAGUCAAUCACUGUCCGGAACUCUUUCGGGGGACAUUCAAUCUCUGUCGGAACUACAAUACUUGGACUUAUCCUAUAACAAGGACUUGGGUGGCUCUCUUCCUUCAUCCAUUGGAAGCUUGAGCAACCUCCAAAAUUUAAUACUUGUUGGCUGCAGCUUUGCUGGUGAAAUACCUAAAGAGAUUGGCCAGCUCUCAAAGCUGAUAUUUCUAUCUCUAAACUCCAACAGGUUCACUGGUCGCAUACCACCAUCACUCGGUGGCCUCUUGAAGCUAUACUGGUUUGAUCUGGCUGACAAUAAGCUCACUGGAGGACUUCCGGUAUUCGACGGUACAAAUCCCGGUUUGGAUAAUCUGACAAAUACAAAGCACUUCCACUUUGGCGGUAAUCAGCUCUCUGGCACCAUACCGAGCCAGAUUUUCAACUCACACAUGAAGCUGAUACAUUUUCUUGUCGACAACAACAACUUCUCUGGCAGCAUCCCCCCUACUCUAGGCCUUCUUAACGUGCUGGAAGUUCUACGUUUUGAUAACAACAAACAGUUGUCUGGGCCAGUUCCAACCAACAUCAACAACCUCACCAAGCUUGCUGAACUCCAUCUAGAAAACAAUCGGCUCACUGGCCCACUGCCAGACCUGACAGGAAUGACUGCGCUCAGCUUUGUGGACAUGAGUAACAACACCUUCAAUGCAUCCGAUGCUCCAGCUUGGUUCACCACUUUGCCGUCUUUGACUUCAUUAUACCUAGAGAAUCUGCAAAUCGGCGGGCAGCUUCCGCAAGAACUUUUCGCCCUUUCUGCAAUUCAGACACUGAAGCUUCGGGGCAACCACUUCAAUGGCACCCUAAAUAUUGGGUCGGACUUUGGUAGCCAGCUCCAAACAAUUGAUUUGCAGGACAAUCAAAUCGAUCAGCUCACUGUUGGGGGAACCCAAUACAACAAGAAACUCAUACUUUUAGGAAACCCAAUAUGCAACCAAGGGAACAACGAGCAAUACUGCAAAACCGCGACACAAUCCAACCCGGCGGCGCCACCAUAUUCUACUUCUAAGAACUGUUCUGGGCUGCCAUCGACAUGCCUCCCAAGCCAGCUUCUGAGCCCAAGCUGCACAUGUGCUGUGCCGUACAAAGGCACACUGUUCUUCAGGGCACCAUCAUUUUCUGACCUCGGCAAUGAGUCGUACUAUCUUCUACUGGAGAAGGACAUGAAGACCAAGUUCCUGUCAUACAAGGCCCCGAUCGACUCGAUCGCUCUUCAUAACCCAUUCUUUGAUGCGAACAACAACUUGGAGAUUAGCUUGGAGGUGUUCCCUGGUGGCAAGGUUCAGUUUGGAGAGCAGGACAUUUCUGACAUUGGGUUCAUUUUGAGCAAUCAAACGUAUAAGCCACCCCCUGCUUUCGGUCCAUACUAUUUCAUCGCUCAAAGCUAUCGUAUUGCAACAGAGGUGCCAGCAUCUAAAAAAUCAAAGGCGAACAAGUUGCCACUUAUCGUCGGAGUUGCUGCCGGUGGUGCAGUUGUUAUUGCAGUGCUGCUUGUUGUUAUUUUUUUCAUCACGAGACGGAAGAGAGAACCAAAGAAGACUGAAGAGAGAAGCCAGUCUUUCGCUUCUUUGGACAUGAAGAGCACCAGCACCAGUGUGCCACAGCUGCGCGGUGCGCGCACGUUCACGUUCGCUGAACUGAAGAAGAUAACCAAUAACUUCUCGGAGGCGAACGACAUAGGAAAUGGCGGCUUCGGGAAGGUUUACAGGGGGACACUUCCGACUGGGCAACUGGUUGCUGUCAAGAGAUCCCAGGAGGGAUCCCUGCAGGGGAGUCUGGAAUUCAGAACCGAGAUCGAGCUCCUGUCCAGGGUUCACCACAAGAACGUGGUGAGCCUUAUGGGUUUCUGCCUUGACCAGGGCGAGCAGAUGCUGGUCUACGAGUACAUCCCCAAUGGCACACUCAAAGAGAGCCUCACAGGUAAGUCCGGCGUGCGGCUGGACUGGAAACGGAGGCUCCGUGUCAUCCUCGGCACGGCCAAGGGCAUCGCCUACCUCCACGAGCUUGCAGACCCUCCCAUCGUCCACCGGGACAUCAAGUCAAGCAACGUCCUCCUCGACGAGCGGCUCAACGCCAAGGUCUCAGACUUUGGCCUCUCCAAGCUUCUAGGCGAGGACGGCAGGGGGCAGGUCACCACACAAGUCAAGGGCACAAUGGGUUACUUGGACCCUGAGUACUACAUGACGCAGCAGCUGACGGAGAAGAGCGACGUGCUGCUGCUGGAGAUGAUCACGGCCAAGAAGCCGCUGGAGCGCGGCCGGUACAUCGUCCGGGAGGUGCUCGCCGCGCUGGACCGGAGCAAGGACCUGUACGGCCUGCACGACCUGCUGGACCCGGUGCUGGGCGCGUCGCCCACGUCGCUGGGCGGCUUGGAGCAGUAUGUGGACCUGGCCCUGCGGUGCGUGGAGGAGGCCGGCGCCGACCGCCCGUCCAUGGGCGAGGCGGUGAGCGAGAUCGAGCGGAUCACCAGGAUGGCCGGCGGCGCCCCCGAGUCGGCGUCGGAGUCCAUGAGCUACGCCAGCAGGACGCCGCGCCACCCGUAUGGAGGUGACAGCCCGUCCGAGUACAGCGGCGGCGGGCUGCCGUCGUUGAGGGUGGAGCCCAAGUGAAGCUAGCUAGCUGCCAUGAUCAUGUACCGUACCAUAUCAAGUGUGAGUGUGAUGCGUGAGCUGAAAUUUGUUUACUAGUAUGUUUUGUACAGUUUACUUGCCUUAUGUGUAAAUUUUGGUUGAUGCUAAUUAGUGUGUCUGGACUAAGCAUUAGGUAAUGUAUAAAAACAGCAGCUCUCUGAGUUAGUUUCUCUUUCACUUUGAGAGUUCGAACUGCUGGCGCGAACAAUGCUAGCUUCCUUUUACCAGAAAGUUCUGUUUGUUGUUAAAUGAGAAAUGCUUGUCAAUAAGUGCAAUAAAUAAUCUUUCUAACACAAAGAAA
Triticum aestivum (bread wheat) is the source of this 3546-nucleotide messenger RNA. RefSeq names its product leucine-rich repeat receptor protein kinase HPCA1. The record is from RefSeq and is a predicted model, not a curated record. Lineage: Eukaryota; Viridiplantae; Streptophyta; Magnoliopsida; Poales; Poaceae. Gene Ontology annotation, molecular function: ATP binding; protein kinase activity; protein binding. Gene Ontology annotation, biological process: protein phosphorylation. Bases 366 to 3224 code for a protein of 952 amino acids. The transcript is spliced from 21 exons.